Messenger RNA from Rotaria sp. Silwood1, 435 nucleotides. NCBI's taxonomy places the organism in Eukaryota, Metazoa, Rotifera, Eurotatoria, Philodinida, Philodinidae. The record is from the annotation of a GenBank genome assembly.
AUGAUGAAUUCUUCUAUUGAACUCAAUACAAGUGCGCUUGAUCAAAGUUUACCUAGUUGGUUUGCACCAGAUUCAAAAAUUGGUAGUAUUGUGGAUCGAUUAAUGGUUGAAGAAUGGAUGAAUAUAACAUCACACAAGGCGUAUUAUGAUCGAUGUCAACCAAUCACAUAUAAUGUUAAUUGUUAUGGUUGUGAUUGUUCAUGUUGUACAGGUUGUGGUUGUUCAUUAGUUUAUCAAGGAACAAUAUCAGUAUCAACAUGUGCUUCAACAAUAUGUACAGAUGCUUGUAAAUCAAAAUAUAGUACAUGUUUAUUGGGAUCAUCAAGUGCUGUUUGUUCCGCUAGAAGCUUUUUUCAAUUUUAUUCGAUUUUAUUUUUAAUUAUUUCAACAAUUAUAUUAAUUUUAUCAAUCGAUUUUAUUUUAAUAAAUGUUUAA